This is a messenger RNA of Pungitius pungitius (ninespine stickleback), 4014 nucleotides long. RefSeq names its product toll-like receptor 8. Gene Ontology annotation, cellular component: plasma membrane. The coding region runs from base 415 to 3507 and encodes 1030 amino acids. The transcript has 2 exons. Gene Ontology annotation, molecular function: protein binding; pattern recognition receptor activity. NCBI's taxonomy places the organism in Eukaryota, Metazoa, Chordata, Actinopteri, Perciformes, Gasterosteidae. The record is from RefSeq and is a predicted model, not a curated record. Gene Ontology annotation, biological process: toll-like receptor signaling pathway; canonical NF-kappaB signal transduction; defense response to virus.
CCUUGUAUUUUGGAAAUGAUAACUUAAAAGACAGGUGUACCGUAACAUAUGUCCAAUCAUAGAGACUCUAGGCCAUCUGCACAGAGAAUAAUAACUUUCAAUUUGAGAUGACAACCAAAGUGCAAACAUAUGAAAAGGGGAACGGGAAGAGAUUCACUUCUUCAAUUCAGUUUUCUUCUUCGUCCCCAGAAGCACCGGCCAGUUUGUUGCCCUUGACUUCAGCAACAAGGUUUAUUUGUAUUUUAAAUGCUUCACAUUUCCUAGAACCCAGUCUGGGGAGGAUCUCUUUACCGGUAACUUCAUGAUACACAGGGCGGACAUUUUUUUAACAGCUCAUUUGCAAUUUUACAUGAAAGAUUGCACAAGUGCCAAGGUCGCUUUUUUUUUUAGGAACAUCUGAACAGCACAUGAACAAUGGCCGUCACACGAUGGACGCACUUGCUGCUGUUGUGUCUGUGUACCCACCGUGAGAUCCGACCGGCUGCCUGUAAACCCGUGUGGAUGAGAGCACAGUUCCCUUGUGAUGUCAGAGCCUACAAUAACUCAAAGGUCCUAUUUGACUGUGAGGAGCGCCGCCUGCAUAUGGUACCUUAUGGGAUAACCGCUAACGCAACCGAGCUUAACUUGUCAGAGAACCACAUAGGGACUAUUUGGGCUGAUUCGUUUUCCCGCCUGUCGAAUCUGACUCGACUCAAUCUCAGCUGGGCGAAUAAGAAGGAAAACAAAACAGUGGUGAUUGCUGCGAAUGCUUUCAAAAAUCUGACAAAACUCCAAUGCCUGAUACUGACGGGCAUCGGUCAGACAGAGAUUCCUGAAAAUCUCCCUCUCAGCCUGAAAAUCCUAAACCUGAACAUGAACAAGAUUACUUGGUUGGAAAACGGGAGCUUUAAUGGCUUAACAAAUGUGACUAAAUUGAUGUUAUCCAAAAACUGCUUCAGCGGGAACCCUUGUGGGAAAUCUGUCCGGAUCGGGGAAGACAGUUUUGCGGUUAUGAGCAAACUGCAGCAUCUGGACUUGUCUUUCAACAACUUAACAAAAGUUCCCGUUGGAUUACCCAAAUCGUUAAUCAGGUUAGAGCUGGGUAGAAACCAAAUCCAGGCCAUAUCUAAAGACGAUUUCCUGUCGCUACCAAAUUUAAAUGUUCUGAGAAUACAAGGGAACUGUCCAAGAUGUCAAAAUGCUCUAUUUCCUUGUGUUCCUUGCCACAACGGUUCUCUCAGUAUCCAUCUUAAUGCAUUUAAGAAUCUCAAAAAGCUUAAAAUGCUGAACCUGGGAGGAAACUCACUGGAGCACCUGAAUCCCUCUUGGUUUGAGAGUCUGAGCGAGCUUAAAAAGUUGUUCCUGUCCUUCAACUUCUUGUUAAAAACGAUAACUGACGAGGCAACAUUUCUAAGACAUCUUCCCAAAUUAGAAUUAGUUGAUAUUUCUUUCAACUUUGCAUUACAGUUUUACCCUCGGACAAUAAACCUCUCAAAAGAGUUUUCAAAACUCUCAAAUCUCAGAACUUUGCAUUUGGAGGGUUUGGUCUUCCAGAACAUUGAGCCGGACACGCUCAGGCCCCUGUAUGGGCUCUACAACCUGUCUGCCCUGAACCUGGGGACUAACUUCAUUAUCCACUCGGAUUCCAAUAUAUUCAAACAAUUUCGCCACCUGAAAAUGAUAUAUCUCGCAGAAAACCGGCUAUAUCCAAUCCCAGUGAAGAACUCCCCACAUGUGACUAACGGAUACCAUCGGGGGUCGGACCUCUCCAUUUCACUGCCCGCGAAUCCCCAAAAGAUCGAUUCGAACGAUUUUGAACUAUCGCACAGCCUUAUCAAAGACGAGUGCUUUGACUCCGGACGAGUGCUGAUCCUCAGCUCAAAUAAUCUGUUCUUCAUUACUCGCGAGCAAUUUCAGGGCUACGGGGACAUCGCGUGCCUCAACCUCUCCAGUAACGGAUUCUCAGCAGCACUAAACGGGACAGAGUUCUCCUCUCUGCCAAAUCUGACAUACCUAGACCUUUCAUUCAAUAAGAUUGAUCUGGCCUAUGACAACGCCUUCAAAGAACUAAGGGAACUACAAGUGCUGGACCUCAGUCACAAUGACCACUACUUUAAGAAAUUUGGGAUAACGCUUAAUUUAAAUUUCAUUAAAAAUCUGCCUGUUCUCAGGGUGCUGAAUAUGAGCCACAAUUCCAUUUCCAGGUUGACGACCAAAAGGUUGUACAGCAAAUCACUAACAGAACUUCAGUUUACACAUAAUUUACUCGGGACUCUUUGGAAAAAAGAAUAUGGCACCUAUGAAAUGCUUUUUACUAAUCUUAUUAAUUUGACAAUUUUAGAUAUAUCCCACAACAGCAUAAAAAAUAUUCCAUACAGUGUUUAUGAAUAUUUGCCUCCUAACCUCACCAUGUUACACGUAAAUCACAAUUUGCUCACUGAUUUUAGAUGGGACAAACUGGUGUGUUUCCAUCAGCUUCAGAUUUUAGACCUGAGCUUCAAUAACAUACCUAACGUGACAAGUAUAAACCUAAAUGUCUCUCUGACUUACCUUGACUUGAGUCAUAAUAAAAUUUUCCACUUGGACAACGGCUUUCUGAAGGGUGCCAGAAGCCUCUCGACUUUGAUCCUUAGCAACAACAAACUAACUAUAAUCAAUGAAUCCACCUUCCAGUCCGGACCUGAAUCUCAGAUUCAGACCUUGUUCUUGCAGGGAAACCCGUUCCAGUGUACCUGCGAUUCAUUAGAUUUCAUUGUGUGGAUUGAAAACAGUGACGUAAAGAUCCCCAGACUGACCUCCAUGGUAACAUGCGAAACACCAGCCAACAUGAAGGGUUCUGCUCUGAUCUUCUUUGGCAUUGAUCAGUGUGUGAAUGACAGUGAGGCGUUCAUGAUGUACAUCCUCACAAAUUCCUUCAUUGUUGUCUUCAUGUGUGUGGCAACACUUGCUCACUUAUUUUACUGGGAUGCUUCCUACGUGCUUCACUACAUGAAAGCCAAGCUGACAGGAUACAGACCCUUGAACUCGGCAGACAGUGUUUACGGUGUCUUUGUGACGUACGACACCAGAGAUCCACAUGUCUCUGAGUGGGUGAUGACGAAUCUGCGAGUGAAGCUGGAGGAGGAAGGAGAUAUGCAUCUUCCUCUGUGUCUGGAGGAGAGGGAUUGGCCCCCUGGAGCCCCACUGGUGGAGAACCUCUCUCAGAGCAUCCGGCACAGCAGCAAGACCCUGUUCGUCUUGACCGAGGCCUACAUUAAGACCGGGCGGUUCAAGCUGGCGAUGUUUCUGGCCCACCAACGACUGCUCGAUGAAAACAGGGACGUGAUCGUGCUGCUGAUGCUGGAACCCGUCCUGCAGCACUCUCACUUCCUGCGCCUCAGGAAGAGGAUGUGUAGGAAAAGUGUCCUGCAGUGGCCGAGGACACCUGCCGCGGAGCCCUGGUUUUGGACCACUUUGAGGAACGUGGUCAGAGUGGACAACCAGGCGAUAUGCAACAAGACUUAUAAAAAGUACUUCACCAUCAAAUGAACCAAUGACCCCUGAUAGGUUCAGGUCUGACUUUGAAAUGCUGAAAACAGGAUUUUGACCAUGUGUAAAAUGAUUGUUUUAUGUCUCUCACUCUGAUGUGGUCCUUUGACAACUUGUAUCCCUUGGUCUUGGGCUUUUUGCUGAAGAUAAACAAAGACAUUGAUCAUGCUUUUGUUAAUAGUUGUUAGUUGUAAUCAAUGUAUUGUGUGGAAUAGACUUAUGUGAAAUAAAUUGAUUUUCUUAAAAUCAACGCUCUUUUUGCAUUUAAGCCUAGAAAAAAUUUGAAAGGUCACAGGUUCAGUCAACACAAGUUCGUUGAAAGAAUAAAGUGUGCUGCGUUAUCUUUUAUUUGAAGUUACAGGCCUGUUUCCAGUCUGUCAAGCCUCCAUUAUGAGAGUCCAAAGAGAAUCCUCAUCAAUCUCCACUUCCCUGUUAUCCUUUGUCUCACCGCAAGGUGUCGCCCUCAGACACGCGUCUAACAGGACUCUUUGUGCAGAUUAAAACCAA